Molecule: messenger RNA, 636 nt
Organism: Amphibalanus amphitrite
Lineage: Eukaryota; Metazoa; Arthropoda; Thecostraca; Balanomorpha; Balanidae
Product: C-type lectin-like
Exons: 1
Coding region: 1-636 (211 amino acids)
Source: RefSeq, a predicted model, not a curated record
AUGCGCUCGGCCAAAGACAUGCUGCUGUUGCUCGCCCUCUCUGUUCUCGGCGUGCCACUGCUAUCGGGUGCCUCCACCGCCGACCGCAGCCCCGCCCCCGACCGGCUGGCUUCUCAUCUGGUGAGCGGCCUGGCGCAGGUCUGCGUGUCAGAGGCCCGCAGCUCACUCUGCGGUCCAGUGGAGCGCCUGGAGACGCAGCUGGAGGAGCUGCUGGGGAAGCUGCAGCCGCCACCGCCGUCCUGUCCACCCGGCUGGAGGCAGCAAGGAAGCAGCUGUUUCUUCAUCCCUCCUCAGACGGCCACCUGGCUUCAGGCGCACCACUACUGCGCCCAGCUGGACGGGCGUGCGCGGCUGGGAUCCGUCCACCCGGCUACCCAUGGACUCGUCAGAGAGCUGGUGGCUGCCAACGACUCGGAUCGCGUGUGGAUCGGUCUGAUCCAGCUGCCAGGACGGCGCUGGGGGUGGGUGGACGGAUCGCCUCUGGACUACACGGACUGGAGACGGGGUGAGCCCACAUUCCGAGGAGAGCACUGUGCUCAUAUUUACGGACCGAGGAAUAGUCUGGAGGGCUGGAAUGAUACAGAGUGUGACAGAGAUCGGCACUUUCUCUGUGAGAUUCGACUGGACCGACUGUGA